AUGGAAAGUAUCCUUACAUCCAUUCAAUACUUCGCCCGCCAAGGGUUUUAUCACCACAUUAUCGAAACCUGUGAAGGAGAGAUGCGCAGAGGCCAAGACACAACUUUAGCCUUCUGGAGAGCCUUCGGAAUUUUUAAAGAAGGAUCAGUUACUGAAGCUAUUCGAGAACUCGACAAUCUAAUGCAGCGGCGAGACAUCCAAUACCCUGCCUGCUGUGCCAUAAUUUAUUACCACAAGCAAUGCAAACUUGUAGAUCAAGAAGCAGUCAUGAGAUUCAAAAAUCAAAAAUCGACGUUUAAAUCCUCAGCAGGCGAUGCAAGCUUAUUGAUGGCUGGCCAGUUUAUGAGUCUCAUAGGCAAGAACAAUAAGUCAAGGCAGCAUGUGACUGAAGUACUUGAUAGGAACUCUGGAAAUCUGCAAGCUUUAAAUGUAUAUGGAUGGAAUGAGCUUUUAACAGAACAAGACGGGGAUAUACAAAGCGCUUCAAGGGCUUUUGAUCAGGUUAUAGAAGAAAGUGGGGAAUUGGUCUAUACGAGGUAUAUUGAUGCUUUGUUAGGAAAAGUGAAGUGUUAUGAAACUGCUAAAAAAUUUAAAGAAAUUGUGGAAAUUCUUAAUGAUAUGUUGGUGAAAAACCCAAAAUUUGUACCGGUGCUGCUAGAAAAAGCGAAGGUGCAGAUGAUGAUUGGAGACUGGGAUGAAAUUGUGGAGACUGUGCAGAGGAUUCUUGUGGCAUCAAAUAGGAAUAUUGAAGCUCUGAGGAUUUGGACGUUUCAUGCUCUAGCUAGAGAAGCUUCUUUUGAUGUUGCUGUAGAAAAACUCAAAGAGCUGCAUGCAGCAUUAGUGCAAAAAGAGCCAAAAAAUCCACACUUAUAUAUUGAAUUUAUUAAACCAAUUGCAAGAAUUGCAGGAAGAAAGCAAGCUAUUUUAGAACAAACCCUGUCCAUUGCACAAGAAGCUAGAAGGCUUAAGCCAGAUUCAAGUGAAGUUCUUCUUGAACUCGGUGAACAACUUAGACUGCUAGGAGACUAUAACGCUGCAAUUCAAACUUUUACUGAAGCUUCCCAGAAAGAUGAAGCCAAUAUCCAAGCUAUCAAUAAAAUUAUCCAUUGUAAAAUACUCCAAGGCCACUAUACUGAUGCUGCUCAACAAAUGGAAUUUUUAUUUGAAAUUGAAGAAGCCAAUGGGAGAAGCGCUGAAGUCACUUUUAUUGCUAGUCUUUUAGCGUGGAAAAAAGACCAGGAUAAAAAAGAAGCUAUUAGGCUAUUAGAUGAAGCUUUAAGCUUGCAUGUAGCUGCAAGCAAACAGCUAAGCCCUGGAUUCGAGUUCUAUACAAAGCUGAAUCCUGAUUUCUUGGUAGAAAUUGCCAAAGAAUAUUUACAAUAUUUAGGACUGAAACCACUUCCAAAAACAGGAAAACCUCCUCAUUAUUUGGUAAGAGGUGCCAAGCUGCUAGAAACAAUCACCAAACAGAUCCCAGGGAUUAUUGAAGGACAUUUAAUGCUUGCGAAAGCUAAAUAUAUUUCUAACGACAACCAAGCAGCCCAAAGGUAUAUACAAAUAGCAUUGCAGCUUGAUCCUGACUGCAUUGAUGCACUUAUUAUAAAUGCCCUUAUCAAUCUUCAGAGCUCCCAAUACUUAGCAGCUUCAGCAUCUUUAGAACAAGCCUUAGCUAGAAAUUUCAUGAUCAGAGAAAACCCUAUGUUUAUGCUGGUCAAAGGUACAGUCGAAAUGAAGCAAGGAAAGUACGCAGACGCAUUAAAGACUUUUGAAGCUGGAAUUAACCUGCCAGGCGUCAGAUCUCCUGCGCCUCCUAAUAAAAAAUCACAGCUUUUCUUAACUCUUUCUGAAGAAGACAGAGCUAUCAUAUAUGCAAACUUAGCUAUUUGUUAUGCAGAAAAUAAGAAACUCCCAGAAGCAUCAAGAAUUAUGGCUGAAGCAAUUGGUGAGUUUGCAGGAACAUCAGCAGAAGUAAUAGUCGUUAUCGCUAAUAGUGAAAUUUCUUUAAAGAAAGGAGACUUAAAGCAAGCUUUGAACAUUUUAAAUGGGAUUUUGCCAGAAAACCCUCAAUAUAAAGAAGCAAAAGUUGCACAAGCUGAUAUUUAUCUGAAUAAUAUGCAGAAUAGAAGGCUCUAUGCGAAAUGCUACUAUGAUAUUGUUACCCAAGAAGAGUCUGUAGAAAAUUAUUUGCUUCUUGGAGAAGCUUUAAUGAGAAUCCAAGAGCCUGAAGAGGCAAUUAAAGUGUAUGAAAAAGCAUUGAGGCAAAAACCUGACGAUCUCUUUUUGACUAACUCCCCCCCCUCCGUGAGUGAACAAAAAAAAUUUUUGUUCACUCACGGGGGGGGUUAAUUUUUUUUUUUUUAAAAAAUUUAUAUUUAAAUUUUCUAAACAAUAUUUUUUUUUCGAAAUUUAAAAAAAUCCUAAUUCGCAAAAAUUGGAAAGCAAAUAUUAAUUUAAUUUAUAAAAUUUAUGUUUUUAAAAAGCAAUUCGUUUAAAAUUAAAUAGAAUUAGCUCUAGAUUUCAUUAUACUAAUUAUCACUUAUAUAUCAUUUUUUUUUUCCAUAAAAAAUUUUUCUAUUAAAAAAAUUUUUGUUCACUCACGGAGGGUUGGUUUUUGGGCAAAAAAACAGCGAUUUUUCUAAUGGUUUUGUUCACUCACGGAGGGGGGGGAGUAAGGAAAUUGGAAGAGCACUGGUACUAACCCAUGACUACCAAAGAGCAAUACAGUAUUAUGAGUCUGCUUCAAGAGCUGACCCGAGGAAGUCUGAGCUACUAACUGAUCUUGCUAGGCUAUAUUUGAGGCUUAAAGAUUACCAUUCCGCAAAUCUUGUUCUUGAACAAGCAUUAAAAGCGCCUGUCAACGACAUCAACUCAAUGCGCCAGGCUGCUCAAAACUACUUGCUCCAAGCCAGAGUCUUCCUUAAAAGCACCACAAACGAAGACCCAUUAAACCUCCAGCCUCUCCCUUCAGCAGCAAAUGCAUUGGAAAACGCUAAAACACUGCAAACUGAUUUACUAGCAUCAGCACGUGAUAUGGCACCUGACCAAGUUAAUAUUGAGAGAAGCACAUGUGCAGAUAUUUUGUUCCAGCUUGGCCAAUAUUAUGAAUUAAGAGAAAAAAAGCUUGAUCAAGCUUUAAAUUGUUACUUAGAAUCUCUCAAUCAUAAUGAAAUGAAUGAAAAAGCCAUCAUUUCUAUAGCAUAUUUAUAUGAAAGCCAAGGUGAUGCCCAAAAAUGUAUGCAGUUUUGUCAAAGAAUGCUGAGAAUAAACCCAGGAAAUGAAGAAGCGUCAGAGCUUAUGGCUGAACUGCUAUUGCAGCAAAAUUCAAUUGAUGAAGCUUUAGUUUGCUAUCAGAGAUUGCUUGAAAAUAAGACAGACCAGUAUAAAAUCUUGUCAAAACUGUUAAAUAUGCUGAGGAGAGCUGGAAGAAUUGACGCUUUUCAAGAUUUUUUGAAAAAUGCUGAAAAAAUAAAAGGAAGAAAUGCAGAUGCAGGAUUAGCUUAUUGCAAAGGCUUAUUCUAUAAAUAUUCUGGAAAAAUGAAAGAAGCCUUAGAAGAGCUGAAUAAAGCUAGAAAUGAUGCUGUUUUCGGCCAGCCAAGCUUAGAAUUAAUGAUAAAACUUUAUCUCAACCCUAAUGAUGAAGCAAUGUGGUCUCCUGGCAGAAUUGCUUCAGAAAGUGUCAACGCUGCAGAAAGCCUUGUAAAAGAAUUAAUAAUAAAAUCAUACAGCUUAAAAGCUGCCACAUUAGAAGCAUUCGUUUCUAUCGCUAAAGGUCAGCGAGAUACAAUUGAAAAAGCAUUCCAAAGUCUCUCAGAAAUUCUCCAAGCCAAUAACUUUUACGUCCCAGCAAUAAUAAUAUACUCCCUAGGCAAAUGUGCAGCAAACAGACAAGAAGACGCAAAACAUCAGCUCCGAAGCCUCGCAAAAAUCCCUUAUCAUGCUGAAUUUGCUGAAGAUUUCGAAAAAGGCUGGCUUAUGCUAGCUGAAAUAUAUAUAGAUAGCAAUAAUUUAGACUUAUCACAAGACCUUUUGCAGCGAUGCUUAAGGUAUAACCAAUCCUGCAGCCGCGCAAUGGAGUUAUUAGGCUUAAUAAAAGAAAGAGAAGGAAAUUAUAAAGAAUCGAGCAAUUUUUACGAGUCAGCCUGGCGACUUUCCAAGAGCUCCUCAAUUGGUUUUAGGUUAGCAUUUAAUUACCUCAAAGCAAGAAGAUUUGUUGAUGCCAUCGACGUCAGCAAAGAGGUCCUGAAACUGUUUCCUGAUUACCCAAGAAUUAAACAAGAAAUAUUAGACAAAGCAAGAGAAUCCUUAAGACCUUAA
This is a messenger RNA of Blepharisma stoltei, 4314 nucleotides long. Lineage: Eukaryota; Ciliophora; Heterotrichea; Heterotrichida; Blepharismidae. The record is from the annotation of a GenBank genome assembly.